AUGGCGGCGCCCUGGUGGCGAGCCGCGCUGCAGGGAGGUCGGCGAUGGAGGACGCUCAGCACCUCAGCCGCCUGCCAGCGGAGGACCGCCCCGUUGGGGCCGAUGCCCAACGCGGACAUCGACGUGAGCAACCUGGAGCGGCUGGAGAAGUACCGCAGCUUCGACCGCUACCGGCGCCGGGCGGAGCAGGAGGCGCAGGUCCCGCGCUGGUGGCGGACCUACCGGGAACACUUCGGGAAGAAGUCAGAUCCUGAAGGCCAGAUUGACAUCGGGCUGCCCCCACCCAAGGUCUGCCGGACCCAGCAGCUGCUGGUGCGCAAACAGUUCCUCCAGGCGCUCCGGACCAACGCAGAGGAAGAGCGGGCUGCCAGGCUCAGAACCGCCCAGGUCCCCCUGGAGGCCGUGCAGGCCGAGUGGGAGAGGACCUGCGGCCCUUACCACAAGCAGCGACUGGCGGAGCACUACGGCCUCUACCGGGACCUGUUCCAGGGCGCCACCUUCGUGCCCCGAGUCCCCCUGCACGUGGCCUUCGCGGUGGGAGAGGAGGACCUGAUGCCCGUGUACUACGGCAACGAAGUCACCCCAACUGAGGCCGCUCGUCCGCCAGAAGUGACCUAUGAGGCAGAUGAAGGCUCCCUGUGGACCUUGCUUCUCACCAACCUGGAUGGACACCUGCUGGAGCCAGAUGCUGAGUAUGUCCACUGGCUGGUGACAAACAUCCCGGGGGCCCAGGUGACAGAAGGCCAAGAGACGUGUCACUAUCUGCCCCCCUUCCCUGCCCGAGGUUCCGGCUUCCACCGCUUUGUCCUCCUGCUCUUCAAGCAGAAUGGAACCAUCGACUUCUCUGAGGACACCCGCCCCUCACCCUGCUACCAGCUGGCUCGGCGGACCUUCCGCACCUUUGAUUUCUAUAAGAAACACCAGGAAGCCAUGACCCCUGCUGGCCUCGCCUUCUUCCAGUGCCGCUGGGAUGACUCAGUCACCCAUGUCUUCCACAAGCUUCUCGACAUGCGGGAGCCCGUGUUUGAGUUUGUGUGGCCGCCCCCUUACCACCCCAGGCAGAAGCGGUUCCCCCACCGACAGCCUCUACGCUACCUUGACCGAUAUCGGGACAGUCACGAGCCCAGCUACGGCAUCUACUGA
Molecule: messenger RNA, 1143 nt
Organism: Elephantulus edwardii (Cape elephant shrew)
Lineage: Eukaryota; Metazoa; Chordata; Mammalia; Macroscelidea; Macroscelididae
Gene: MRPL38
Product: mitochondrial ribosomal protein L38
Exons: 9
Coding region: 1-1143 (380 amino acids)
Cellular component (GO): mitochondrial large ribosomal subunit
Source: RefSeq, a predicted model, not a curated record